CAGGCAGGACCAGAUCCAGAUGGACUGGCCCCCAGCCUCUGGUAGACACACCGCCGGCUCGCCCGACAGGAGAACUUUGCGAAGCGCCCCAAAACGCUCUCGGUUUCCACUUUCAGCCAUUUCUCUCCUUCUUCCCUCACCAAGAGCGGGGACAGAGCGAGCCUUCGCCACCUGUCCCUGGCACUCGCCAAGGGAAGAUAGGCCAAUGGAAAGAGGGCAGAGGUUCACACCCCACCCCCGAACCCCAGCGCCUGGCUGCCCGGAGGUGGCUCCACAGCCCGAGGGAACCGACGCCCCCGGGCCGGCUGCCUGCUCCCCCACGGCACGGGCCCCACCCCCAAUCCUUCCGGCGCCCCAGCGCCCACCCACCCGGGCGCGGGAGUGGGAGGGUGUCGCGUGGGCAGCUGGAGCAACAGGCGUGGGAGCAGCGCUCCUCUCACUUCCUGGCUCCAGAAAGCUCGGUCGCGUCCCUCUUACCUUCCGCGAAGCCAGCCCGGGCCCCGCGCCCGGCGCCCUGCGCGCGCGAGGAAGCUGCGGCUGGGAGCCGGGGGCCGCGGAGGCGCCGAGCGCACAGCAGCGCGGGGAAGCGCCCAGCAGCCGCCGCUCGCGCGGCUCCUCCUCGCCAGCGAAGUCUCGCUCGCUGCCUCCCUCGCUUGGUCGGUUCGUGCGUCCGUCCGUCCGUGGGGCCCUCCCUCCCCCGCCGCCACUGCCGCCGCCGCCGCCGCCGCCGCUGCCGCUCCAGCCCCGGCUCGGCAACGCGUCCCCUCCCCGCCUCGCUGCUCCGAUCGCGGGCUCGCGGGCUCCCUCGCUCGCUCCCUGCCCCCGCCGCUGCCGGCGCCGCGCGGAGCGAAGCCCGGCCGGCCAAGGGCUGCCUCUCCCGAGGUCCCUCUCCCGAGGGGGGAGGCGGUGGGGGCGCGGCGCGGGCGGGGCGGGGAGGAGAGGAGAGUCCGGGGGAGGCGGCAAGGCUGCGCCCUCGGCUCCCUUCCGAUCCCCGCGGGCCCAGCGGCCCCAGGCCCGGCGGGAGAGCGCCGAGCCGCCAGGCAGCGGAGGGAGAGAGGAGGAGGACCCGGAGUCUCGCCGCGGGAGGGUGCCCAGGGCGAGGGCGUGCGAGGGGGAGUGACUCCGCGCGCGAUGGUGUGUAUGAGUGUGAGUGCUUGUGUGUGUGUGUGUGUGUGUGUGUGUGGAGAGGAGCGCGCGCGUGAGCGGGGGGUGGGGAGAUGAGGCAGAGCCUGGUGCGUCUCCCUGGCGAGUGGAGGAAUCCUAGGGUGUGCCUGGAGGUGGCGGAGUGUACCGACGCGGGUGUGAGCGCGUGUGCCGGCGAGGGUGGGCACGGGGGUGAGCGUGGCAAGGCUGGCCUGAGCAUUCGGCUGUCAGUGGGCUGGAAGGCAUGGAAGGACAGGCUCUCUGGAUAUCUGACUGUCCCUGAGCAAAGACUCUCCUAUGUGUUUGGCCCUUGCAUCCUGGAAGUGACAAUCUAUCUUCCUAUCAUGAGUGGGAUAAGGAGUCUAAGGAAGAUUCCAAAACAGUUGUUUGGAAUGGGUCCUUGACAGAUACAGGUGUUUCUUCCCCUCCCUUUGAGAUGGUGAGAGAAUGAGGGAAACAGGUACUUCAACUCUAGAAAGGGAACUUCUUCAUGUGAGACUGUGGCAUUUUCUUAUUUUCUCAGGUGGCAGAAGCAGAGAGGGGGCCCUGGAGACAGUGCAGUGGCACAGUUCACUGUGAGAAGGGUAUUCGGGCUGGGAAUGCGCCCUGAAUCUCCUAAUUUUAGAUAAUUGCCUAGGUAGAGGUCAGUCUUUCCCUCCAAAGGACUGGUCUUCAUGUACAUAAGACUCUCUUUUCUGCUUUGAAUGGGGCAUUAUGAUUUGCUGUUGCUGUGUAACAGAGCACCCCGGAACUUGGCACUGUACAAGAGUAGUUCUUUAUUUAGCUCACAGGUGUGGGUCACCUGCAGUCAGCUGGUCUCGACCAGACUUGACUGGACAGUUGGGAUACAGCUCUGUACCAUGUCUCUCUCAGCCUUCCUCUGGGACCAGUGGGGAUGUCAGAAGCACCUGAAGCUGAGCAGAGCAUACAGUGACACUUAAAACCUAGGCUCAGAACUGUCACACUGUCACAUGGCCAGUGACAAAACCAAGGGCAGGGAAGGUGUCCUCAUUUACGGGAAGAACUGCAGAGUCACAGGGCAAGGGGAAGGAAUAGACAGGGGUGAAGACAUUGGCCUAAUGACAACAAGUCUGCAGAAUCCAGAAAGAGGUCAGAAUUGGGCUUUCUCCCUUGAAGCUCUUGCAGAGGUCUCCCCCGAUACCAUUUCUGCUUGGGAUGGAUGAGAUGAUGGAAGAUGUUCUGAAGAAGGACCCAGCCAACCCAGAGUAACUUGGCCUCAUGAUUCCCUCUCCAUCUUUCCUGUGCUGGUCCAAAUGUGGGCACAGACAGAAUGGAAGGACGAGGAGUUUGCAGUGAGCCGAAUGAGUACUUCAAUCUCGUAGUGGUUAGGUCCUGAUGAGUUGUAGUUUUCAUGUCCGAAAUUUCCCCAGGAGAAUAAAGUGGCCAAAGUUAUACACGACAAGGAGCAAAAAGCAAAAACUACUCCAAUUCAGGUCACAUGACCCAUGUUACUGCUGAAUGGGAAGCAUGAGCCAGCGGGAGGAAUGAUGCUGUGUCCAGCUUCAACCGCAGAUCAUCAUGUGGAGCCGAGAUCUUGUAAAUUAUCUGAACAGAGAUUUCACAGAAGCUUGAUUAAAGAACCUGGCCUUGCCAGGACCCUGGACUUUUCAAACCAACAGAGGUCCAAAACACAGACCGUUGGGUUUCCACCCAUGCACAGCGGCUGCAAAUGCAGCUGUGGGGACAGCAACUCAGUUUUCCAAAAAUCCAUGCAUGAAACUUUCCUUUCCCAGCCCUGCAGCCUUCCCCAUCCCCCAAUUAAAUAAAUGCUUGUUGUUUUGUUCCCUGCCAUGAAGCAUAUUAUUUCACGAUGUCUCAUUUACUAGAGGUUACCAAAAGAAAGCUAAAUUGGGAUUUUGUUCGGCUGCUGAAGACUCUUCCCUAUCACCCUAACUCAUUUUCAGUGGCAUUUCAACACUUUGGUAAUGAAUUAGCUCUACCAUUUCUGGCACAAAGAAAAGAGAGUUUAAAUUAAUUUUCAGCAAGGGAUGCUAUUGGUCCAGGCAGCUUCCCUCCCACUGUGUUAACAUCAAUGUCUUGUCUCGUUAAAUGCUGAUAAACAAGUAUAACAUUCUAACAAGCCACAAAUUGGCUUAUUGACACCUCCGUCAGCUAUUGUUUGCUUCCCAAAUCCUCUGCUUUAUAGGCAUACAGAGGUUAUACAAAACAGGGGUUCUAAUGGAACAUCAGAAUGAAAAGAUGCUGCUGGCAUCUGGGUUCCCUGGCUGCUCAUUUUUGCUGUCUGACUUUUGUCUAACAAGAUGUAUUAAUUUGGCCUUUCUGCCCCCUGAGGUUCAUUUGAGGCAUAUGUAUUUUUUGGUUUCUCCACAGAGGGGCUGGGGCCAUUCCCCUUCCCAGUUCUCCACAGCUCUCUCAAGCAAAGUUUCCAUUGGCUUCUAUGCUGGGUACUCCUCACCGUGUCAGCAAGUCAGACCACUGGCGACAAAAUUGCCAGUGUAGAUGGUCGUGCGCAGUGGCUCAUGCCUGUAAUUCCAGCACUUUGGGAGUCCGAGGCAGGCAGAUCAUGAGGUCAGGAGAUCGAGAUCAUCUUGGCCAAUAUGGUGAAACCCCGUCUCUACUAAAAUACAAAACAUUAGCCAAGCAUGGUGGCACACAUUUGUGGUCCCAGUUACUUGGGAUGCUGAGGCAGGAGAAUCGCUUGAACCCAGGAGGCAGAGGUUGCAAUGAGCCAAGAUUGUGCCACUGCACUCCACCCUGGCGACAGAGCAAGACUCCAUCUAAACAAGAAAAAAAUGUCAGUAGCCCUUUAACUUGCUCACUUCACGUGUUGCUGGGACCUGAGGACACAGGACACAGGAGAGCAGGUGAUCCCUAGUGUAAUGCCCCACCAGAUUGUCAGGCCACGGAUCGACUGAAUGGCCAACCACCAAAAAUGGUUAUGGCUAUGACCAAUGGCUGGUACAUGGCACACGGUCAGGCCACUAAGGCUCCUGGCUCAACUCCUGUUUGAGAUGCCGGGAACAAAAUAGACAGCAACCUGGUCACCUGGAACUGGCUCAGAUGUCCCCAGAGGAAGGGAGUUAGAUGAGAUGACUCGUUCUUUGUUGUGAGAGCACCAUAAUAUCCCUGGUAUUCAAAAUCAAACACUAUUUUUAAAGUUCACAUUCUUGUGAAUGUACGUAGGAGAUCUCCUCUCCGUAAUUAUUCCAAGGGCAUAGCAGUGUGAUCAGUGAUCAGUAGAAUUAACAAUAGGAAAGGGAUAUGAAAAUAACAUUUCAGGCUGCCAAUCUCCAGGGAGACAGCACUCCUGCCCCUGUCCAAGCCUGCCCCUCAUGCAGCUCGGUUGGGGACAGUGCUUCACAUUCUUGCCGUUCUUUGCAGGGACAUAGAACACAAACACAAAGGAAAUGUUAUAGGACCAGCAGGUUCAAAUGCUUCGGCACAGGAACAGACCUGUCGCGCUGAGACAGCAGGGUUUGAAGCAGAGAAAGGAUUUAAUCAUUGCAGGGCAUAGAGCCAGGAGAUGGGAGGAGACCCUCAAAUCUAUCUCCCUGAGUCCUGGACUGAGGUCUUUAAGAGAAUCAUGAAGAGUAGGGGGCUGUAAAAUGUGGGUUAUUGAACCGUUGGAGCAAGGGGGAGGAAAUCCUCAGAGCAUGGAAACUGCUUUCUUUGGUGACCUAGCUUCUUGUGGAGUCCUUCAUCUGGCAUCAGUGGGGUUCUUCAGACCAGCUGGUGUCAGUAGAACGGUUAAGGGGAACUGUAAUCUUGUAACAGGGUCCACACAAUUCUAGGACAGUAGACAAACAACUCUGAGUAAGCAGGUCAGUGAGGAAGCCGACCUGAUGAUCAAUGCUGAAUACGCUGCCAGCUUGGUUCAUUUUUGUUACACCCCCCCCCCACUUCUUCCCUGGUUAGUUUUAUAAGUUUAUAGGGAUUGUUUCAGAAACAGGAAAUUAAGUUGGGUGUGUGUGUGUGUGUGUGUGUGUGUGUGUGCGCGCGUGCGCGCACGCGUGCGUGUGUAUGUCAGGCAUUGAAUGUUGAGGAGGCUAGCAUGGGGUGGGUGGAGAGAGCUGGUGAAGAACAAAGUUUGGCCCACUCAAGGUAGCUUUGAUCACGGCUUCUUUUGAAGUUUUUCUUUGCAAGUUCUUCCUCAGUGCUGUAGGGCUCCAGGGACCUCUCUCUCCUACCAACUACCCUCACUCUGUAGAUAAUCUCACUUAGUCUUCUGGCUCUAAAUAUCUGACAACUCCCAUGUUGUUUUUAUUUCCUUCCAGACCUCUUUCCUGAACUCGUACUGCUUGUCUCCAUUGGAUGAUUAAUGGAGAUCUCAGACUUAACAUGUCCCAAUGCUAGCCCCUCUGAUUUUUCCCUCUAAGUCGGCUCCUCCUACAGCCUUUCUCAUCUCAUAAGUAGCGAUGUCAUUUUUCCAGAUACUCAAGCCAAAAAUCUUGGUGUUUCCUUUGAUUCCUCUUUCUUUCAUACCCCAUAUCCAAUCCAUCAACAAAUUUUAUUGGCUACUCCUUCAAAAUAUAUGCAGACUCUAACACUUCUCACUCCUUCAGAGCCUGCUAUCCUAGCCCAUAUCACCAGUCUCUGACGUGGGCUUCCUUGGUCCACCCUUGCAUCAAUGCCUACAGUCUUCUCCAUAGCCACUCAGAGUAUCUUUUGAAAUUGUGUCUCAUCAUGUCACUGCCUGCUCAAACGCCUCAUUCAAGGAAAAGCCCAAAUCCUUAAAUGUCCUCCAAAGUCACACAAAGCCUGGCCCCGUGGCCCCCUUGGCCUCACCCCCAAUCCCUCUGCUCACUUUGUUCCUGACCGUGCUGGCCUCCUUGCCUUUUCUCAUGUUGGCCGGGCACACUUCUGCCUCACAGCCUUUGCAAUUGCUGCUCCCUCUGCAGGGAAUACUCUUCCCCUGGGUAUGGCAAGGUCCCCCACCCACCCCAACUGUUUUAGGCUUUUCACUAUAAGGCCUUCCCUGACCACCUCAUAUAAUGUUGUUCCCUCACCCCUUGAACUGACAAUGUAUUUAUCCAUUUCCUGCUUUUUUCAACAUUAAUAUGGAAAAAGAUUUCAAUUUCAAUAUUAAUUUCAUCAUAAUUUAUUAUAUAUUUGGCUGCCUUCUCCACUGGAAUAUAAGUUUCAUGAGGGUAGAAUUAUUUAAGAGGGUUGAUUCUUCCUGUUCACUACCAUAUCCCAGCAGAUAGUAAGUGCAUAAUAAUGGCCAUGAAUGACGGGACAAAUGAAUGAGUACCAUUACCCCUCUAAAUCCUUGGUAAACAUGGUGGCAUGACAGGAGGAAAGUUUCAGAGAGGGGUCCUCUGUCACCUCUUCAAAGCUAUUUCCUCAGUCCAGCACAUUCUUCCCUCUCUUGGUCUAACUCUGGUUCAUCCUUGAGGGGUGAAUUUAAAUAUCGCUUUUUUUAGCCUGGGGGUCUAAAUUAGCAAUAUUAAGUGCUUCUGUAGUUCUGAGGAAUUCUUUGCGUAGCACUUUGCAUGCUCAGGAUUUUAUAAUAAAUCAUUCAUAGCUGUUGUUUAAUGUCUGUUUUCCCUAUUAGACUGUGAGGGUCUUUGUUCACAGCUGGGUCCCCAGCACACCUGGCUCAGCACGUGUGUGUGCUCGGUUAGGAACAGUUGACAGCUGAGAGAAUACGGGACUUUAAAUGUUCAAUUAAAGCCUGAAGACAAGGUGUCGGAGGGCAGGGCCUCAUAAACAGUUAUGGAGAGGCAGACACCAUUCCAGGGAUGAGUCAAGGCCAGGCUCCCCCAGAGUUGUGAGAGGAGCCAGGGUCUCUGUUGAACCCCCACCCGCCCUCUGAGUGGACUGCCCGUUGUCAUGUGAUGGGUUCAGCUUGCAAAUCUAGCUCGCGAGAGACCCCUGUUUGCCUGCAGUCAGGAUGCACUGAUAGGUAAGGAGGGCUUUACUCAUACCCCUGACCUUGAGUUUCACAUUGGCAGGCAGUCCACGAGGGUAUUAACUAAGAGGGAAAUGAGUUCAUUUUUCACUCCGUUAAAAACCCACAUGAUUUUACAGCCAGAAGAGAUCAUUUAACCCUGUGUUCUCAUUUCACAGAAAAGAAAACUGAGGCUCAGAGAGCGGAAAUGACUUGCCUAAGGGUCACACAAAUAAUGAAUGAGAAUAAAGCUACAUAUCCAGGAACCCUGAGGCCAACAUGUGUUUUUUCCACUAUGCAGUGAUCCUGCUUUUUUAUUCUUCUUCCCCUGAAAUAAAACUUUUUUCUUAAAAAAAAAGCAAAAAAAAUGCUCAACAGGCCAGGCUCGGUGGCUCAUGCCUGGAAUCCCUGCACUUUGGGAGGCCGAGGCAGGCGGAUCAUGAGGUCAAGAGAUCGAGACCAUCUUGGCCAGCAUGGUGAAACCUUGUCUCUACUAAAAUGCAAAAAUUAGCCGGGCAUGGUGGCGCGUCUCGGGAGGCUGAGGCAGGAAAAUUGCUUGAACCCAGGAGGCGGAGGUUGCAGCGAGCUGAGAUUGUGCCACUGCACUCCAGCCUGGUGCCUGGCAACAGAGCAAGACUCUGUCUCAAAAAAAAAAAAAAAAAAAAAGCUCAACAACAACACUGAGAAAUAAAAGAGAGUAUCUUAAAAAGUAAACUUUAAAAAUGUCAUCUAAGUACAAUUUAUUGCCAUUAUGAAACUGUAAGUACAAAUUUUAAUCUUACUUGAUUUUUUCCCUUAGGCUUGAGUGAAAGAUUGCUUUUAGCUCACCCAGACUCCUUAUUUCUCAGCUUUGCAAUUCUGGACCAGGCCCAAGCUUGCCAUUUCCACACAACUUUUUGACUUAAGCCUCUGUCAGGUGUGACCAGAUCAUUUCUCACAGCUGAGCCAUGUCCUCUAGUCUUGGUCCCCCUUUCUCCCCCGCCCUUCUUUCUCUCUCUCUCCUUCUCCCUCUCGCAUUCUCAUUCUCUCUCUUCCUCCCUCUUUACAUUCCCUUCUGUUGCUCCUGACCCUGAGAUUUCCUUUUCUUCAAAGUUUCCUCCUGCUUCAUUGGCACGUCCACUAUAGAUACAUUUGGUUUUGCUUGAAAUUUGCUGGUAAUUUGAAUAUAACCAGUAAGUUUUCUCCAUGACACUUCCUUAUAGCUGCAUCUUAAACUUGGUUUAGAUACCAAACUCAAUGACCAGUAUUUACUACUGAGGAUGGUGUAAAGAGGUAAGAAACAUUGUCACUUGCCUGAUGGGCCGUUCUAGCUAGUUGGGGCACACAGACAUGGCCAGUUGAUUACAGGUCCGUGAUAUCACUUCUCACCACUCCGCUUCCGGCUUCCUGGGUCAGGCCACCUCAUCUCCUGCCUGGAUUGCACCACAGCCUCCUCACUGGCCUCCUGCUGCAGUCUUGUCUCCACCCUCCACAGUCUAUUCUCAAUAAAGCACCUGACAUGAUCUACUUAAAAUGGAAAUCUGGCCCUGCACCUCCUCAGCCUCAAGCCCUGCAAUGUGUCUUCAUUCCUCAGAGUGAAAGCUGAAGUCUUUACACCAGCCCGAGGCCCCCGUAAUCUAUCAUUUAUCGCUGCUCUGCUCUCUUUGUUAAUUCUCUGAUUUCCUUUCUAUCACUCAUUACUUUCCUAGUCUUCACCUCUGGGCUCUCUCCAUAACAAUCUCUUUGCUAUUUGCUACAAGCAGAAUAUUUGCUCACAAAUUCAUAUGUUAAAACCUAAUCCCCAGUGCGGUGGUAUUUGGGGCGUGGGGCUUUGGGGAGUUGAUUAAUCACGAAGGCUCUGGGUCCUGAUGAGAUUAGUGCCCGUAUAAAAGAGGUCCCAGAGAGCUCCUUCGCUCCUUCCACCAUGUGAGGAAGGACACAGCAAACAGACGGUCAUCUAUGAACUAGGAAGUGGUCCCUCACCAGAUACAGGAUCUGCCAGGACCUUGAUCUUGAACUUCCCAGCCUCUAGAACCAUGAGAAAUAAAUUUUUGUUGUUUAUAAGUCACCGUCACCCAGCCUAUGAUAUUUUGUUCUCAUAGUUCAAAUGAACAAAACCAUGAUUCUCCAGCACACCAGACACCCCAGCUUUAGGACCAACAGGUCGUUUCCUGAUAACCCCCCUCCCCUCCUUCAGGCCGUUGCUCCAGUCACACUGCCUCAUCCUGUACUCUCAUUCACCUUAAGCUGCUCUAUCUUUUUUUUCCACUGGACUUACCACCUUCUAGCCGUCAGUAAAAUCUACAUAUUUAUGAUGUUUACUGUUGCUUGUCUCUCUUCCCAGCUGUGAUGUUAACUCUCUGACCUUAGGGAUCUAUUUUGUUCCCUUUUGUUCCCCAACACUAGGACAGUGCCUGGCACAGAGCAGGUACCCAAGAAAUACCUGUUGAAUGGGAUUGUUCCAUUACUUGAUCCUGGUAGUAGCUGACAGUUUUCGAGAACUUACUUUGUGCCAGGCACGGUUUUAAGCUUUGUAGAUGUAUGAACUCACUUAACAGAUAGUAAGUGCUAAGCUGUGACUGUUUUAAUCCCCUCUAAGCUGUGAAAUGCUACUUUCUGGUUUUGCAAGUGAUUCUCAGCUGGGUAAAACUUGUCACUCAGGACAAGGUGAUGGGGGAGGGGGCUAAAAGGAGAAGGAGAGGGACUAAAGGGAGAAGAGGGAGUUAAAAGGAGAAAGGAGGGUAAGUGUAGUUUGAAAUGCUGAUCCAGUAAGCCAAGUGUUCUUAUAAUACAAACUGCAGAAAUUCAGCUUUAAAAUAUUCUACUCUACCAGCUGGUUUAGGACAAGGUGGGGAGAAUAAACAAGUAAACUAAAAAAGAAUUAUAGGGGGCUUGAAUGAAAAUGGGGUCCUGCCAUGUAGCAUGCACAUUGUAGGUAAACAGAAGCACAAAGUUUAAGAGGGUUGACAAGACACGGUUGAUGUUUUUCUGUGGUGCUCACUGUUAACAGAACAUUGAAGCUUACGCUGGAGCUAGACUUUAAAAUAUACAUAUAAUCUGAGCUUUCUGAGGCUCUCUAGCCCAUGGCUCUCAUUCAUGGCAAUAGCUCUUAUUUCUCAGGUUCUUACCUCUGCCUGCCCACCCAAGGCCCUGGCCCGUAUGUACUCCCUGGUAUGGCUGGAAAAAGCCCUGAGUUGUGGGCUUUUUCUUGAGUGGAGUGGGAUGGGGAGAGCCUCGCACGAGAUAAAAUUGGUCACGUGGGUGCUGCUGUGCCCAAAGAGCUGUGCUGUCCAGUAGGAAGUUCACAUGGGGCUACUGGGCCAUUGACAUGCAGCUAAUCUACACUGAGACACACCAUAGUGUAAAAUGCUCACCGGAUUUCAAAGGCAGUACAAAAAAUGCAAAGUGUCUCAGUACUAUGUUUUUCAUACUGAUUACAUAUUGACUUGAUAAUAUUUUGGAUACUGAGAUUAGUUUUUUGUUUGUUUUGCCUUUUCCAAUGUGGCUACUAGAAAAUUUAAAGUUAUAUCUGUGGUUUGCACUUGUGGCAGGCAUUAUAUUUCUGUAUUUCUGCAUACAGUGUUACCAUAGAUGCUGCCCUUUCUCCUGGGCACCACUGGACCAGUGCCCACCCUUGCUGCCACACCUUCUUCAGAUUGCUAGAUGUCUCUCACUUCUGUCUGGUGGGGUCUCUGUUCCCGUAGUAGGUCCUGUACCAGGCACAGCCACCAAGCCUACGUGAUAUUCCUAACAUCACACAGUGAUGGUGGUACUCUACCACUAACAUCCUUGAGUUCUCAGUGUCUCAGAGAGGCCCAGUGCUCUGUGACAAGGUGAGAGAGAGUACCUCCCUCCCUCUUCAUUUUCCUGUUAAAGGGGUCCCAGAGUAGAGAAAGCUAUUUGUGCUCUAAUAUUUUAGAGUACAUUGAAAGCUUUUUCUUUUUUAAAUUUACUGUAAUUUCUGCAGGAAAAAUGGAGGUUGCCUAGUGUCCGGUUUUUGUUUUGUUAUCUAUUUAUAAUUUGAUUUGGUUUGAUUACUUACCCUUAAAAUCAACUUUAUUAAGGUAUAAUUUGCAUACAAUAGAAUGUAUUCAUUUUAAGUGCAUAGUUUGAUGAGUUUUGACAAAUGACAAACCUGUAUAACAGCACCUUAAUUAAUCAAGAUAUAGAAGUUUUUCAUUAUUCCAAAAAGUCUCCUUGUGCCAGAGAAGAUUUGAGGGCCAACUUGAAGCUGUAUUCAGAAAUGGACCUUCUCAUAACUUCAGUUCUCUUCAGGGCCUGCUUCUCUUGCCCUGAAGGAUGAUUCUCAGCAGGGAGGAUCCUCCAGCCCUCCUCUGUUCAGGGCAGGAGCCUCUACCAGCUCCACACAGACAAAGGAACUCACUUAACAGAUAGUCCCUGCUAAACUGUGACUGUUAAUCCCUUGUAAGAUGUGAAAUGCUACUUUCUGGUUUUGCAAGUGACUCUCACCCAGGUGAAGCCUGAUAGUUCUCCAAACUUUCUGAAUCCUGGCCCAGCACAAGCCCCUGCAACACAGACUAAAGGCUUUUGUUUUGUUUUUCCUUUGGUUUCUUGAAAUACAAAGUGACAUUGACACGCCAAUCAACUUAAGGAAGCUUUAAGGAGGAGGAGGUGGUGUGUGUGUCUGUGUGUGUGUAUGUGUGUGUGUCUGUGUGUGUGUCUGUGUGUAUGUGUGUGUGUAUGUGUGUGUAUGUGUCUGUGUGUAUGUGUGUGUAUGUGUGUAUGUGUGUGUAUGUGUCUGUGUAUGUGUGUGUAUGUGUCUGUGUGUAUGUGUGUGUAUGUGUGUAUGUGUCUGUGUGUGUCUGUGUGUGUCUGUGUGUAUGUGUCUGUGUGUGUGUAUGUGUGUGUCUGUGUGUAUGUGUCUGUGUGUAUGUGUCUGUAUGUAUGUGUGUGUAUGUGUGUGUAUGUGUCUGUGUGUGUAUGUGUGUGUAUGUGUCUGUGUGUAUGUGUCUGUGUGUAUGUGUGUGUAUGUGUGUGUAUGUGUCUGUGUGUAUGUGUGUGUAUGUGUGUAUAUGUGUCUGUGUGUAUGUGUGUGUGUGUGUCUGUGUGUAUGUGUCUCUGUGUAUGUGUGUGUAUGUCUGUGUGUAUGUGUGUAUGUGUGUAUGUGUCUGUGUGUGUAUGUGUGUGUGUAUGUGUGUGUAUGUGUCUGUGUGUAUGUGUCUGUGUGUAUGUGUAUGUAUGUGUCUGUGUGUAUGUGUGUGUGUAUGUGUGUGUAUUUGUGUGUAUGUGUGUGUGUUUGUGUGUAUGUGUGUGUUUGUGUGUAUGUGUGUGUGUAUGUGUGUGUUUGUGUGUGUAUGUGUGUGUGUGUAUGUGUCUGUGUGUAUGUGUGUGUAUGUGUCUGUGUGUAUGUGUGUGUGUGUAUGUGUGUGUGUAUGUGUCUGUGUGUAUGUGUGUGUAUGUGUGUGUGUGUGUGUGUGUGUGUUUUAAUCAGCACCGAAUAAAUGGAAGAGCCAUAGUUGGAAGGUCUGAGAGACAGCAGUAACAGUCCAGGACCCUGCAUGAUCUGGCACCCGCAGGCGUCUUCAAUCUCACCCCCGCGACUUUGUCCUCCCUUACUAUAUUCCUAGUUACACUGGAUCUUUUUCCAGUUCUUCAACUGUCAGCAUCAUCACUUCCCCAGGACCUUUGCACAAGCCAUUCCUACUGGCGGAAAACUCUUUGUCCUCUGUGGGCUUACUUGACUCCUUCUUAGCCUUCAGGUCUCAGCUUCGACGGCACUACCUCACAGAGGACUUCUCACAUCACCAAUCUACAUGUAGGUCCCUCGUGUUAUUCAUUUUUUGUUUAGCAUUUAUCCUAGUUUAGUAUAUAUUAAUUUUCUUGUUGCGUGUUUAAUAUCUGUCACUCAGACUUGACCUUUAUGAAAGUAGAAACUGUUUUAUGUUUUUAUAUUAUAUUAUUUGUUCAUAAUUCUUCCUUCUUUCCCUAUGCUUGCAUGGCUUAACUGUGAGAGGAGAAUUCUCUUCCCUGUCUCAUUGACUUUCAGCUUGGCCCUGUGACUUCCUUUGUCUAAUACGGUAUGUUAGUAGAAGUAAACUACACCCGACCAGAGGUUUUAAAACAUGCUCAUGUGGUUUGGCUUGAUUUCCUGAAGAGAUUUCUCCCCUCCCUACAUAGCUGUCUCUUCUUCCUGUGACCUGAAAUGAAGACCUGAAAAACAGACCGGAACCCAAUCCUGAAUCCUGGAGAAAAGCCAUCCCAGCCAACCUGUAGCUCUGUGAGCAAGAAAAACAGAUGCUCAUUGUUGAUAGUUACUGCUAUCUGGGGGUUCUUUCUUCCGCAGCAUUGUUGCAGCAACAGCUGACUGCUACAUGGGCCUACUGCAUAAAAGGCACUCUGUAAAUAUUUGCUGAAUGAAUGAAACAUUUUCCUUUGGAGAAAGUCAAAAGGUGGAGAGUGCAAAGAGUUUAUCAUGGAGACAUUCAAAUCUCAUAUGCAAGAAGAAAAUAGAGAAGGGCUAAAGCCUAGUAAGAGAGAAGAGCUCCAAGAUUCUUUAGGACAAAUCUCAGGGAGCUUCAGAUUUGGCAAAACCACACCAGGAUUUAAGGGGUCCCAACCAAAGCUCUAGACAGAUAAGACAUAUUUGGAACAUAGAACACUGAGCCAGGUAUUAAGAUUUAGGCAUAGAAUCUUGAAAGCGCAGAACCAUAAAACAUGAACAGAUCCAGUCCAGCAGAGAAGAGCAAAUUACCUGCCGUCAGCUAUUUGAGGACAGAGUGGAGAUAAUUUUCCACAUAUAUAUAUAUAUAUAUGUAUAUAUUGGUCCCGGUGCCCUUUCCACAACUCUGUGUUGAUUCUAAUGAAAUCUGAUGAAGGAAAAGAGGAAGGGGCAUAUGUGGGAUGGCAUGACAGUUCAAAUGAAGAUCAAAACUGAGGAAUAUCACCUUGAGUCACUCCCAACAAUACUUCCAUGAGGAGAGGGCUGUGGGGCAGGCACUGAGGACUGGAGCAAGGGUCCUGUGGUUUGAAUCUUAAAUCAUCCCUUUAAAACAGGGCAAGGUACAGAGGUCCUUCUUCUUUUUUUUUUUUUUUUUUUUGAGACGGAGUUUCGCUUUUUCACCCAGGCUGGAGUGCAAUGGCGCGAUAUUGGCUCAUCAUAACCUCCGCCUCCUGGGUUCAGGCAAUUCUCCUGCCUCAGCCUCCCGAGUAGCUGGGAUUACAGGCAUGCGCCACCAUGCCCAGCUAAUUUUUUGUAUUUUUAGUAGAGACGGGGUUUCACCAUGUUGACCAGGAUGGUCUCGAUCUCUUGACCUCGUGAUCCACCCGCCUCGGCCUUCCAGAGUUCUGGGAUUACAGGCUUGAGGUACUGAGGUCCGUCUAAAGACCCAGUUGCAUUGACUCAAGCCUGUAUAUGCUCAGAUUUUUAGGAAACCAAGUCUCCUGCAUGGACCAAUCCCAUUCUUACUCACUCCUGCAUCCCCACCCAAUAAGCAUUCAGGCUGGGUUCAGGGCAUUUCAUUGGUGCAACUCAAAGAUACUCCUUUCUUUUUCAGAAACUGAUUCUUCUUCCUUCAGGCAGCACGGCGCUCUUCCUGCGAAAGAGGAGGCCAUCCCCUUACCUGCUGCUGCUGCUGCUGCUGUUCUCCUUAGCACUUGCCAGACUGUCUGGCUGCACACUGGAUAUGCUUAUUCACCAACAACCUUGUCAAAUGUUCUCAAGAAAGGCCAUGGCUGAGGGAAGGAAAAAAUAUAUGUAUUUAAAUAUUUUGUCACUUUCCUAGGCUCUUCAGAGCCUGGGAUCCCAAGGGGCCCAGCAGUGCCUUAGAGUUAAACUUUUCCCAUUUUCAGCCUGUCACUGUUAGCUCAUCCUCCUUUCCUCACACUCCUCCCACCCUCCACCACACAUUCCUCUUGCCAGAGGCCUGGAGAAAGAAUAUGCCAAUGGAGAAUACCAGGGUUAAAGAAAUUUGGCAUCUUGCUCAA
Callithrix jacchus (white-tufted-ear marmoset) is the source of this 14938-nucleotide messenger RNA. The record is from RefSeq and is a predicted model, not a curated record. NCBI's taxonomy places the organism in Eukaryota, Metazoa, Chordata, Mammalia, Primates, Cebidae.